Closterium sp. Yama58-4 is the source of this 2466-nucleotide messenger RNA. Lineage: Eukaryota; Viridiplantae; Streptophyta; Zygnematophyceae; Desmidiales; Closteriaceae. The record is from the annotation of a GenBank genome assembly.
AUGGGCGAUAGUCAAUACUCCUUCUCCCUCACCACCUUCAGUCCAUCAGGGAAGCUGGUGCAGAUCGAGUAUGCACUCAACGCAGUAGCUGCCGGCGCCACAUCGCUCGGCAUCAAAGCGACCAACGGCGUGGUGAUCGCCACGGAAAAGAAGCUUCCCACAGAGCUCAUCGACGAGACCUCGGUGAAGAAAAUUCAACUGCUGACAGACAACGCAGGAGUCGUCUACAGUGGCAUCGGGCCUGACUCUCGGGUGCUAGUGAGGAAGAGCCGCAAGUCAGCACAGUCGUACUAUAGCGUGUACCAGGAGGUCAUUCCAGUGUCACAGCUGGUGCGGGAGACAGCGGCGGUCAUGCAGGAGUUCACCCAGUCCGGAGGUGUGAGGCCGUUCGGGGUGUCGCUGCUGAUGGCGGGGUAUGACUCACAGGGACCACACCUCUACCAGGUGGAUCCCUCAGGAUCCUACUUCGCAUGGAAGGCAUCUGCCAUCGGCAAGAACAUGACCAACGCCAAGACGUUCCUCGAGAAAAGGUACACGGAGGACAUGGAGUUAGAGGAUGCGAUUCACACGGCCAUUCUCACUCUCAAAGAAGGGUUCGAGGGGCAAAUUGCGGGCGACAACAUUGAGAUUGGCAUUGUGGGCAGCGACAAGAAGUUUAGAGUGCUUACUCCAGCUGAACGUCGAACUAUACGCACGGCGGUGCAGCUAAUAACGCGUAUAACGUUCGGAACGCGGGUCUCCGCCAUGGCCUCCUCGAGAUCUCCCUUGCCGUUCCUCGCGGAUCGAUUCCCCUCGCUGCGUCGCAACGUGAGGCCUAUCCAUUCGUUCUCCGCUGCUGUCCGUCCCUCUCCUUAUGGAGAGAGUCUCUCCAUAUGCACUCUCGCAAAAUCCACUUCACCUCUCGCUGAUGCACCGUCUUCCACCUCCCUUCACCGCACUCCACCUCUCUCAGUGCGUGCGUUGCUAGCCAUCAACCGUGCUGUGAGGGCAUGGCCGAGCAACAGCAACAGCUCCCUCUCCUGCAACCACUGGGCUGGUGUCACAUGCGACGCUCGAGGCUUUGUUACCCGCCUGGACCUGUCGCAAGUGGGGACGUUGUCAGGCUCUCUGCCUCCCUAUGCACUCGCCCAGCUAUGGCGCCUCACAUACCUUGCGUUUCUCCCCAUGCAGCUGCGUUCUUCCCCCACCCAGCUGCGUUCUUCCCCCACCGAGCGUGCUAGCAACGCAGCAGAGCGUGCUAGCAACGCAGCAGAGCGUGCUAGCAACGCAGCAGAGCGUGCUAGCAACGCAGCAGAGCGUGCUAGCAACGCAGCAGAGCGUGCUAGCAACGCAGCUGAGCGUGCUAGCAACGCAGCAGAGCGUGCUAGCAACGCAGCAGAGCGUGCUAGCAACGCAGCUGAGCGUGCUAGCAACGCAGCUGAGCGUGCUAGCAACGCAGCAGAGCGUGCUAGCAACGCAGCAGAGCGUGCUAGCAACGCAGCAGAGCGUGCUAGCAACGCAGCAGAGCGUGCUAGCAACGCCGCCGAGCGUGCUAGCAACGCAGCAGAGCGUGCUAGCAACGCAGCUGAGCGUGCUAGCAACGCAGCUGAGCGUGCUAGCAGCGCAGCUGAGCGUGCUAGCAGCGCAGCUGCUCCCACCGGAUCCCUUCGAAAGCCUCUUUUGCGACCCCUCUCUCCCUGUUCCUGCUCGCUCCUUGCAGGGACCUCUCAUACACAGCAGUCUCCGGUGCCUUGCCCAACGCUCUCACCGCCCUCACCAACCUCGCUUAUCUGUAAGCCAUCCCCCUCUGCCCUUGCGGUGAUUUUAGAGGCGCCUAAAAAAAUGCACCUCAAUGCACCUUGCCCGACACUCUCUCCACCCUCUUCAACCUCGCUUAUCUCUGUUCCAUAUAGUGUCUCCCUUUCCUCCCUUUCUUCUUUUAUGUGCAUGGCGCGGUGUUUUGGCAUGGUUUUACAUGGUGCCGCACGGUGUGGCAUGGUGCAUCAUGGCACCAGUGACCUCACGGCCACUCAAGUAUCCGGACCCAUUCCCUCCACCUUCUCCCACCUCACCAACCUCGAACACCUGGACCUCGCAUACACAUCCUUAUCAGGCGAGCUGCCGUCCACAUUAAGUGCCCUCUCCAAGCUUUCCUACCUCAACAUUCACCUACAGGGCGCUCCAGUGGGAGGCUCCAUCACCACGCUCACCUUCGUGUCUCGCCUCACCCGCCUGCACACGCUGGAGCUCUUUGGCUUUGAUGCCAUGACAGACUGCUUUAUGACUGCUCUCAGCGGCCUCUCCACCCUCACGCGCCUGCACAAGCUUGUGCUAGGGGACCUGGGCAGAGUGGUCGGAGAGCUGCCCUAUCAGCUUGGCUUCCUCACUCAGCUCACCCACCUGUAUGAAAUCACCGCACUAAACCCCCCUGCACUUCUCAACGUACAUUUUGCCUCCUUGUGUGCUGCUGUGCUGCUCCUGGUCUGA